UUGUGUAACCUUUUCCUUUUCUCUUGAUUCCAGAGCUCCAACAUGGGAGGCAAACUGAGCAAGAAGAAGAAGGGCUACAAUGUAAAUGAUGAAAAGGUGAAAGACAAGGACAAGAAGGCUGAGGGGGCAACUGCCGAGGAAGGGGAGGCUCCAAAAGAGAACGAACAGAGCCAGCAGACCACCACAGAGACGGCCGAAGUGAAGGAGAACAACAAGGAGGAGAAGAGCGAGAAGGAGGCUGCCAACAAGGUGGAUGACAAAGAAGGGGAGAAAGACAAAGCAGGAAGCCAGGAAGAGGCCAAGAAAUCAGAGCCUGAGAAGCCAGAGGCAGUGGUCGAUGCCAAGGCAGAGCCGCCGAAGAGCAAUGAGCAGCAGGCGCCCAAGCAAGAGGAGCCCAGCUCUGCCGCCGUUCCUCCGGCCAGCAGUGAAGCACCGAAACCCUCAGAGCCCAGCAGUGAGGCAAAAGCUUCCCAGCCUUCAGAAGUCACCACUAGUAAAGGAGAUGACAAAGGCAAGGAGGAUGGGGACGCCAAAAAGACUGAGGCUCCAGUACCUGCAGCCCAAGAAACUAAAAGUGAAGUGGCUUCAGACUCAAAACCUAGCAGCAGCGCGGCUGCGCCUUCUUCCAAGGAGACCCCAGCGACAACAGAAGCACCUAGUUCAACUCCUAAGGCCUCAGAGCCUGCAGCCCCACAAGAGGAAGUGAAACCGUCUGAAGCUCCGGCAACUAUUUCGGAUCAAACCAUAGCAGCGAAAGAUUAAAUUUGGACAGCCUGUUGGGAAAAAAAAAAAUAACCACUUAAAACAACCUGUGUCUUUUUUUUAAUUUCCUCCCCCCCCCCAACUCUACUAACUUGUUUCAGAUUCGAAAUAAGAAAUAUGUAUUGCCCAUGAGGAAAUAAAAAAUAAAAUAAAAUAAUGGAUUGUCCCAUUCAGUUCAGCGGGAGGGAGGGAGGGAGGGUGGGAAAGGGGCUUGUGGUGGGGGCAGGGGUGGGGUAGGGGUGGGAAACCAAAUAGUAUUUUUGUGGGGGAAAUAUCUAAUAUACUUUCUGCCAAUUCUACAAAGUCCUGUAUUUCAAUCAGAUAUUAAAAUCAGAAGACAGCCCUGAUGUCUGAAAGUACAGUACUACUUCUUUUUUUGUAUCUGAACUGCUGCAAAUGCACUCCGCCAAUGUAUUCGAUGGGUUCUUUUUUCUCCAAUCAGGGUUUGGGAGUGAUGAGAUAAUUGAUUCUGCUCUCUGGGCCAGUGCCACAUGCCAAUCAGACCUUUAUCGAAGCAGUAUUUCCUAUGGUUUUGUUUUUACUUUACAGCCUUUUAUUAUUUUGUAUUUUUAUGCAGUGAAUGAAUGACAACUUUCAGACAAAAAAAUGUAGCUGUCCACAUUUUUUUUCUCGAUGCCAAUCCUCUGAUUCUUCUUCCUCUCCAAAUAUUUUUUGGGAGUUUAAAAAUAUUUAAAAGAAGCAUUCUUCAUCCUACUUAGCCUACCUAGAUUUCUCAUGACGAGUUUAAUGCAUGUCUGUGGUUGGGUGCACCUGUAGUUCUGUUUAUUGGUCAGUGAAAAUGAAAAAAAAAAAAGUCUGCGUUCUUUGCAGUUCCAGUUUCUCUUCCAUUCUGUGUCACAGACACCAACACACCACUCAUUGGGAAAAAAAAGAUGAAAAAAGCAAAAUGUACAAUGGAUGCAUUGAAAUUAUAUGUAAUUGUAUAAAUGGUGCAACAGUAAUAAAAGUUAAAUAAUUUAAAAACA
Messenger RNA from Heteronotia binoei (common prickly gecko), 1748 nucleotides. RefSeq names its product brain abundant membrane attached signal protein 1 (gene BASP1). The transcript has a single exon. Gene Ontology annotation, molecular function: transcription cis-regulatory region binding; transcription corepressor activity. Lineage: Eukaryota; Metazoa; Chordata; Lepidosauria; Squamata; Gekkonidae. Gene Ontology annotation, cellular component: cytoplasm; nucleus. The record is from RefSeq and is a predicted model, not a curated record. Gene Ontology annotation, biological process: negative regulation of DNA-templated transcription. Bases 43 to 762 code for a protein of 239 amino acids.